Molecule: messenger RNA, 801 nt
Organism: Fusarium fujikuroi IMI 58289
Lineage: Eukaryota; Fungi; Ascomycota; Sordariomycetes; Hypocreales; Nectriaceae
Exons: 2
Coding region: 1-801 (266 amino acids)
Source: RefSeq, a predicted model, not a curated record
AUGCCUCGACGACCCACGGGUUCCUGGAAACACGAGAGGUCGCCUUUUGUGUGUCUCCUGCAUGCAGGCUUCCUUUCGGCACCCAGCGAGAAGAGUGAGGCUGUCGGGGAUAUCCCUGGAUUAUAUCUCUUCAACGAACCCGUGUUCUCGUGCACUUAUUUCCGUUCUGGAGUGCUAAGCGACCGCCGCAUCACGAAUAUGGUGAACAAAAGACACACUGCACAUGAGCCCCAACCUUCAACACCUGCAUCGAAGGCCAUUGAGCCAUCGCCCGCGCGAUCUCGGUGGUCCGAAUGGACUCUCCACAACUCGGGACUGUACUACUACCGAGCUCGAUAUAUCUCAUUCGAGGACAUCUCAUCAAUACCGCCAACUGGGAGAAAUUCGAUUGUGCCGAAUGUUCAAGGUGGAUACAUCCAUUACCAAUCCAUGGGUGUCAAUGAAGGGACCAGUCAAGGGACCAGUCAAGCUCCAGAGCUAUCAACUUGCUCUACCGUGACAACACCAACAGCCAGUGAUCCUCCGGUCUCUACACAAGAAGUGUAUGGCCAGCAAAAUGAUCAACUCGUCGUUUCAGCAAAGACAACCGAGGAUAGCAUGCUGAUGAGUGGAGCGCUGCAACCAGAAGCAGACACUACAGAAACUGUCGUGGUGAUAUCGAACUCCAAUGCACUAAAGCGAAAAUCAACUACAUCGAAGAAACAGAAGGAGAAGAAGAAGCAUGGAAAGAAGUUGGAUGUGGAUAAGAGAAAGCAGGUCAGCAAUAAGGCGAAAGUGAACAAGUGGUUAGACACUCUAUAA